AUGAAUCAUGCUACAACGACACAUACUACACCCACUUCACCUUUUCCAUCCAAUCAUCCUUUGGCCAAUUUACCUCUACCCAUCAUGAUGCCAACACCUUAUCAACAGCAACAACAAGCAAAAUUACAUUACUACCAUCAUAAACCACCUGUCUAUGUGGAAAGACCUAGUUUUACUGUCAAAGAUUUCGAAUUACAAGACACCUUGGGUACGGGCACUUUUGGUAGAGUGUAUCUCUCAAGAUUCAUACCGUCCAACAAAUACUAUGCCAUGAAAGUGCUGAAAAAGUCUGAAGUAGUGAGAUUGAAGCAAGUAGAGCAUUUGUUGUCAGAAAAGCAAAUCUUGGCCUCUGUUCGAUUUCCAUUCAUUGUGGAUCUUUUCUGUACCUUUCAGGACAGCACCCAUUUGUAUAUGCUACUUGAAUAUGUGGUAGGCGGCGAGUUAUUUACUCAUUUAAGAAAAGCAGGAAGGUUUACAAAUGAUAUGACAAGAUUCUAUGCAUCGGAAAUAGUCCUGGCGAUUGAAUAUUUGCAUUCAAAGGAUAUCAUUUAUCGUGAUUUGAAACCUGAAAAUUUACUUAUUGAUUAUCAAGGUCAUAUCAAGAUCACUGAUUUUGGCUUUGCAAAAAAAGUAGUGGAUAGAACGUGGACUUUAUGUGGUACGCCAGAAUAUCUUGCUCCUGAGAUCAUACAAAGCAAAGGCCAUGGUAAAGCAGUGGAUUGGUGGGCGUUGGGUAUACUUAUCUUUGAAAUGUUGGCAGGAUAUCCUCCUUUCUUUGACGACAAUUCGUUUGGCAUUUAUGAAAAGAUUUUAAUGGGAAAAGUACAGUUUACAGCGCAUUUCGAUCCAUUAGCCAAAGAUCUGCUGAAACGUCUUUUAGUGAGUGACAGAACAAAACGGUUAGGGAAUUUAAAGGGCGGUUCAGAAGAUGUGAAGCGACACAAAUGGUUUAGAGGAGUGGAUUGGAUAGGAUUAUUGGAAAAGAACGUACGCGCGCCUAUUAUACCUCACUAUCCUCAUCCAGGAGAUACAAGUAAUUUUGAAAAGUAUCCAGAAAGCUUUGAUCCAGACUCGAAUCCAUACGACGCCAAAGACCCUUAUAAAGAUCUUUUUAUCGGAUUUUCAUAA
Mycotypha africana is the source of this 1128-nucleotide messenger RNA. RefSeq names its product camp-dependent protein kinase 9. The coding region runs from base 1 to 1128 and encodes 375 amino acids. Gene Ontology annotation, biological process: peptidyl-serine phosphorylation. The transcript has 6 exons. The record is from RefSeq and is a predicted model, not a curated record. Lineage: Eukaryota; Fungi; Mucoromycota; Mucoromycetes; Mucorales; Mycotyphaceae. Gene Ontology annotation, cellular component: cAMP-dependent protein kinase complex; nucleus. Gene Ontology annotation, molecular function: cAMP-dependent protein kinase activity; ATP binding.